This is a messenger RNA of Strongylus vulgaris, 824 nucleotides long. The record is from the annotation of a GenBank genome assembly. Lineage: Eukaryota; Metazoa; Nematoda; Chromadorea; Rhabditida; Strongylidae.
AAUCUUUUAACUUGCGUUUCUACAAUCGAUGCUAAGGUGCCUCUCCUUUUCGUGAUAGAAGGAGCAACCGUGCGUAAAUACGAGACUGAGGUGGGGAUUCUCUGUAUCGAGGGCAGACCUCAACAUGUAUUCCAGGAUUCUUCUUUUGCUUGCAUCGUGAUAUUUCCUGAUCCAGCUGAUAAUUUGAUCCUACGCUUCGAUUCCGAAAAGCUGCGGGAAUACUGGAUGGUAAAGAUAGCCACUUGCUCUCACCAAAUGGUUCGAGCCCAGCUUGAUGAGACUGCCUAUAAAUUCUACACAAUGGGUAAGCAAGAGGCAGACAUCGAGGAACCAAACUCUGUCAACUCUUUCUAUCUUACAAACCCUUAUAAGGUUUCUCACAAUUUCGCCAUAUCACAGCAAAAUAAUCUACCGUCUCGGCGUGUCUCUUUUGCUGAGACAAUGUCAGAAUCCAAGCUAUCAAUAGUACUACCGCUAGAGCUAGUGAAGUUGUACAAGAAGUGGAUAACAGAUUUUGCUGCCCUGUUGGAGUCUCGUCAGCAUCGCUGGCCAUCGUUUGCCAUUAGCGGCCUUCAUGAUGUCUUGAGAGAAGUUAGAGAAAACUCCGAAACGCUCGAACAGUCUGCUGAAUUCCUUCAUAACUAUUCUGGCCCUCCAUUCCGCAAAUCUAUGGAGAAACAUCGAGUUGCUUUUGCUCCAGUACCCACCAAUCUUCACGUUCAUUCCUCUGUAGUGGAUCAGCGUGCCACACAAAGCGUCAUUAGUUGCGGCACCGCUUCUGCUCUACCACUUCGUUUCCAGGUUGCUACGUUAACCAAGUGAUU